GGCUAACAGUUUAGUCAAGAUUUAGUAACGGAAAUAACGAUAUUAUCGAUGAGGUUAUUCAAUUAUAACAGCAUCGUAUUGAAGAAAAUACAGUUAAAAGAGAUUCAGAAGAAUUGGAAAGUAAUGAGUCAACAAUUUUCUAUCUAAAUGCAUGUGUACAUGGUUCUGGCAGACAGCCUGUCAGACUAAUUCGCAGUUAUCGAUUCCACGCAUACGUGGAAACGCACCUUGUGUGUUACAUUCGUAGGAUGGGUGGACCGUAUCUUACACGCCACUUCACCGAAAUAUAUUAGAAGAAAUUUUCACUGGAACCAGAAUUCUUUGGUCGCAGCGUUUGUAGAAUCACAAAUGAAUUCUUCGAGACAGGUGCACCGGGAGGAGCCAUUUUGUAUGGAGCCGAAAAUUCGUCGCAGACCAUUUCGAUAUAAAAGGAUUUUUGCAUCGCGUGCCAACCGGGAUGAAAGCAGCAAAAACUGCGGGUGAGUCUUUAUGGGUCGCGGUUCAACUUUACGAAUUACGGAUGCGCCGCAGCAAUAACCUUUUGUAACGCGGUCCCAUCCAACUAUUAUAUAUUGGCCAACUCGUUCGUGGUAAAGGGGAAUUGCACAUCUCAUCAAUUUAAUGCAGAUGGUAGGAAUAAUUGAAAAAUUGUCAUCGAGAUGGAAGUUGGGUAUUUUACAAACGCCAAUUUAAGUAUAAGUUUCUUAAUCGAUGGAGGCUAUUAGUUACCGCGAUCGAUCCGUGUCAUACGAUACCACCGUUCACGGGACACCAUUCAUGCAGCGGACUGUAAAAAGAGAAUACGUAUCCGUUCAUCCACGAAGAAAACUCGCCCCGGUGGGACGCGUAGGAACGGCCAGCCUACUAUAGGGUAAAACACGAGCAACGAGGACAGAGAUAGAUAAGAGAGAGAGGGAUGUAUAGACAGAAGGGGAUGGUCGGAAUAGGAAGAAAGAGGGAGAGGGUGGUAACGAAAGAAGGAAAGAUAGAGAGGGGAGUAUAGCGUUGGUUCGUUGAUGGCACAGGUCGGGCAAAGGGGGUGGUUUCGAGACGUCGCGUUGCGGGGCAUCGAUUUCGGGCCAGGCCGAUGGCAUCGGUGGGGUAUCGAGGGGCGUCCCCGACGUUCUGCCGAAGCACGUCGCGGCGCUGCUGCUGCUGGCAGAACGACGAUAGACCGUUCCUCGAAAGCAAACGAUCCUAGAGGUUGUCUAGCUGUAGGCAAAGCCGCUUUUCAACUCGUCCUCUCUUUUGAAAGAGCGACAACGAGCGUAAAUAGGACUAGCCAAGCGAUAACAGGCUGCGCGCGAAUCGUGCGUGUGCGAAGAGUGUUGCGAGCUUGACACCGAAGCUAGCCGAACAACACCGGUCGCUAGCAGUCGCGCGACGAGCGAGCACCUCGUCGUACGUAACAGAGCCGCUCUUCACUGGCUGACCAACACGCCGGCGUGUACGCACGCAUCCACCAACGAACGCGACACGCGUUAAGCGGAGACCCGGUCCGAGCUUGGGGAGUCAGUACACGUCGAAGAGUCCACGAGGACGGAUCCAACCGGUUCAAUUCGAUCCCCUUAGUAAACAGACAGGCGUUAGAGUCGUGUACAGAGUUGUUACCCGGGGACGAGAACGAAAAGGGGGAUAAAGGAGACGGAAAGGACACUAUUUUUGUUGGGGGAGAAUAUUUUGUACGUUGAGAUUAGGUGCAAGCACGAAUGCGAGGUGCAGGCGGAUGCGCCGGUGCACCACCAGCUGCAGCUGCCAGUGCUUCUACUACCGCCACUGAUACCAGCACCGUCGGUGCUGCUACUGCCACCGCCACCGCCGUCACCGCCGUCACCGCCGCCGUCGACGCCGCCGUCGUCGUCGCUGGUGCUGCUACCGUUGGCAGAGGUUCGCAGAGCUGUCCACCUCGUGGCAGUCGACACUUCCUACCGGACGGUGGUAGUGUCCAGGCGCGCUGGACACACGACGAGUUGCAGCCGGUCGCCGCUGCUGCUGCCGUUGUUCAUCGAGCAUAAAGAUUAAAAGAGGUACGAGCAGUCGGGCAAGAAAGAGAAGGAGAAGAAAGAAGAAGGUGUGACACACGGUGGUGAGAGCGGUAGUGAGAGACGAGAGAACCGGACGUGUCGUCGCUUUCUUCGAUCAAACGGGAGCGAUUCGUGAGGACCGGGUAGAAAACAAAAAGGGGUUAAAAGAGAGGAGAGGAAGAAAAGAAAAAAAAAGGAGUGCGACGAACCCCUGGUCCCCCUGACACGCACGGGGAACACACACUCGUACACGUAGCGACGCGACGCGACGCGUCGCCGGUAAUAUAGCGUGUACGCUAUUCGUUUAAAGGGUUUCUUCCCUCCGACGAGGCGGCGUAGGAGUGCCGUAAGCGCACGCGGUGGUUCCUCUUCAAAGUCGAGUUGCCCGUCGGGGUGAGAGGAUACGUAUCGGUGUCUGCUGUCUGUCGGCGAGUUCUACUCGCGGUUUCCACCAACGCACACGCGGCGAAAACAAACUCCGUCGUAUGUUGUCGUCGUCCUUGGUGCAUUUUCGCCGCGACGGAAAGAUGAAGCAAAGGGGAGAGAAGGAAAAUAUCGGAAACAAGCGGUUGUUUCUAGAGUAACCCGUCGCUCUGAGAGUACGCCGUCCGCGUAGCUAAAUCUUGACGGUACUUUGAAAGAUCGCGCGUGAUUAAACGAUCCCGGUGCAUAGGCGAGGAAUCGACGCGGACCACCUCGCUGCAUAACUAUUCUUUAAACUUGAUGUUACACCGUCGUUAUUCGAACCGUUUUAUCACGAACGAACGGAACAGUGUCCCGUACGAACAAGAUCGAAUGCAACCGUACCUCCAAUCGACGAUUGGAGGUGAGAAGAUAGAUCGUCUGAAAGAGGGAAGAAUUGGUCGUUGGUGGUUGGUGCUGAGUGUUCUGGUGGUAACGACUUAGAUUCUUAGCCGGGUCGUGGUGAUGCCUUGCUGCAGCGGCUGUCCUUCGUUGCUCUGUGUCGUCGUGGUGGACGCCGCAGGUGCUUUCGAAGGUACAGUCCCGCCUGCGCAAGGCGGGGCGGUGAGGAUUCGCUGACGAGCGCAGCCCCCGGUGGCACGGCAGUGGUCGCCCCUGCAGGCCAUGUAUUACGGUUCGGUAAUCGACCGUACCGGCAGUAGCUGCAGUCCCAGCGACCUUCAGCAGCCGCGAUCACCACGACGACGCGCUGCUACUACGACGUCCGGCGUCCCGAAGGACGUCGACGCCGAUCAGGAACUGCUGUUCCAGCGGGAAGAACCGGCUUACGUGGUACUCGAUGUUCAGCCAAGGCCAGGUUGCGCCGCCGCCUCCUGUCACGCGGGUCAAAGGCCAGCCAGAAGACGAACAGGCGGAAAUGCGAUUAGGAUAUUCCUGCUUGCCGCUCUCGCAGCCUUCCUUGCAAUUGCUGUUUCUCCCGUGUCUGGCACGGCAAACAAGAAAGCGGAAGCGGCGCCGGAGGUGGGGGCCAAUGUUGGCGUCACAAAAGAGACUUCCGGUGUCCCGGCCACGAGGCCCAGAACUGGCAGCGAUCCUGGAGGAGGUAUAGACCUGUUGGCAGCGUUACAGCUGCACAAUACAACCCGACAGGGUGUUACAAAGGUGCCAGGCCUAGUUAGGUUAAAGUCAGCCUAUUAUCUUCAGGGCGAGGAGAGGGAGCUGCGACUGAACGAGGCGAGCUUCGAACGUGCGGCCACGCUACUCCGGCGGGUUCCGGAAUUCACUAUAGCAGCCGCUUUGCGACAAGAGGAGGCCAAUUCCGGGACGAUCGUCGCCUUUUCGCAUGGAAACAAUAGAUAUUUGGAGCUGCAGAGCAGCGGCCGUAAGAACGAGCUUCGACUUUAUUACAUAUCCCGUCGCGACGGGGCUGUACACGAGGAGGCGUUUCCUUUCCGACUGGCCGACGGGGCCUGGCACAGGGUCGCCCUAAGUGUAAGCGGCUCGCAGGUCGAGCUGCUCGUCGACUGUCAUCCAUUGUACAGGCGGUUGCUCAGGCCUGGACCACCUGACACAAAUUUCACUCUGCCUCAACUUCAGCUCUGGGUAGGACAGAGAAACGUCAAGCACUUUUUCUUCAAGGGUGCUCUACAGGAUGUGAGGUUGAUACCCGGCCCCCAUGGCUAUCUUUCACAGUGUCCCCAACUCGAUUCGUCCUGUCCCACCUGCGGUCAAUUUUCUAUACUGCAAAACACGGUCGAGCAGCUGAUGCAUAAUCUGAACGAACUAUCGCGUAGACUAGCCGCUGCAGAGGGCAGAAUAAGCAAAGUGGAGGAGUGCGAGUGCCAAAAAUCGUGCAGGGCAAACGGCACGGUACACGAGGACGGCGCCACAUGGGAAAAGGGUUGCCAACAGUGUUCCUGUGUCCAUGGUGAAAUCGAGUGCCGACCAACGCCCUGUGCUGCUGUCACUUGCAAGAAUCCCGUCAUUCCUCAAGGACAGUGCUGUCCGAUCUGUUUGAAACAAUGUUACUUGCAUGGCGUGAUUUACGAUCACGGCGAGAAAGUCUCGCCGAAACAGUGCGUCGAGUGCGACUGUUUCGACGGAAGUUUCACUUGCCAGAGAUUUGACACGGAAACCAGAUGUCCGCCAUUGCCUUGUCCUCCUAGCGAACAGAUCAGCGUAGCCGAGGAAUGCUGCAAAUUUUGCCCAGGGGUGGACUACUGCGCGAAGGGCCACAAGUGUCACGCUAAUGCAUCCUGCCUGAACCUGCAGACAACGUACGCCUGCCACUGCGAUAUUGGUUUCCAAGGGGACGGUCAUAACUGUCACGACAUAGACGAGUGUAAACAACAAGGUGGCUCGGAAGGUCAUCACUGCAACGCUAAUACAAAAUGCGUGAACGUGAUCGGCUCGUACACGUGCGAGUGUCUUCCGGGCUACCAUAGAGUGGACAAAUUCAACUGCGCCGAACUCGACGAGUGUGCGACUGGUCACCACGCGUGCGACCAACACGCGACCUGUGUGAACACCGCGGGCAGUUACUAUUGCAUCUGCAAGGAUGGCUACACUGGCGAUGGCUACACCUGCAAACCGGUCUGCAAUCAGACCUGUCAGAACGGUGGCGAAUGCGUGGCGCCAGGAAAAUGUUCCUGUCGCCGCGGUUACAUAGGCAACAGUUGCGAGCUCGAUCUGGACGAGUGCGCUAGCGAUCUUCAUCGUUGUCAUCAGUCGUCAACUUGUUUCAAUAUGCCUGGAUGGUAUUAUUGCCGCUGCAAACCCGGUUACAGAAGCGCCCUUCACGACAGCACCCAAGGCACCCAGUGUCUCGAUAUCGACGAGUGUAACGAUCAGACGAUCGAGAGGAGGCACACGUGUCACCCUAGCGCUAAGUGCGUCAACACCGAGGGUGGAUACGAGUGCGUAUGCCCGCCUCAGGAGGACAAUCACACCGCGGAAGAGUGUAGAUUGAGUUGUUGGUUCGAAAAUCAAGAGGUUAAAAACGGAGAGACUCUGGCACCAGCCGGUAAUCCUUGCAGAAGAUGUACUUGCAAGGACGGGGUCAUCACCUGUAGGGAUCCCGUUUGCGACUGCAGCGCCCCUGGAAGUCACAGGGACAAAUGCUGUCCUCAGUGCGAUCCUGCAGCCUCUUGCAGGCAUCAGGAGCUUCAUCACCUAGUCUUCAGGAGCGGUGAACGAUGGAUAUACCAGUGUCAGACUUGCGAAUGCCUGUACGGUGAAAUAGACUGCUGGCAGAUGGAAUGUCCACCAGUUAGCUGUUCGAAUCCCGUUACGGAGGACGGGGACUGUUGUCCGCGUUGCGAGGACGAUCCAUGCGCGAGAGAACUACCCGGAAAUGGUACUUCUCUCUCGUUGUUGACACGGCCAAGGCCUUGCAGUUACUCCGGCAUCAUUCAUGACAGUGGCAGCUCCUGGCAGGAUCCCCAUGACAAGUGCACCACGUGCGAGUGCAAGGUGCCGUACUGCGCCCAAUUGGUGAGCAAUAGCGCGUGUUGUGUGCAUCGGACGGGCAGCUAUGCUGCAGCUACGAUUACGGCUGCGCUGGCGAUUUGGGCAGCAACGAGCAGCAACGUCCUCCAGUCGUUGUUCCUGAGCCUUACGUACGCGGCCUAUCGAGCGCUGCGGGGUCACCGAUGGCUGACGGUGCACCGGAAGCAGCUCUAUCAGCGGUUACAACUACCAGCUCAGCUGGUGCAACGGUCACCAGCACCGCCUACCCCCUGUCAUCCUCGUCUUCUUCCUCGUCCACCAACACCAGAAGCGGGUCCAACGUGGCCAGGAAAGCACAACGGAGCCUGCAAAAAUCCCAGCAGCCAGUACAACGACAGAGGGACGACCUCCGUGUCGGAAUGCAACUACAACAAGCUGUGCCUACAGACAGGUACCAGCUGCCCUCUGGAGCAGCGACGGCGUCGUCGUCGACGUACGAGCGCGUUGCACCCACGUCGACGUCGUCGCCGACGACGGGCAAAACUCCGGGCAAGUCUCAACCGCCUACGCUUACACCACGACGACAGCGCCCUAAAGCGGCGGGCAACCUCACCAACCAUCGAGGCAACGCAUCCUUCUCCUCUCCUCCCUCAUCCUCAUCCUCAUCCUCCUCCUCCUCCUCGGCGUCUUCGUCGCCACUUACCAUGCUGGUGCCCUCUGGGGCGGACCCAGACUCGGAAGACACUGUCUCUGUCAGCAGCACCACCAGCAACAGCGACAAAGUGGUCGGGACCGACGGAUACCGUCAGUCGUCGAACAAUCGUCAUCGGAGGAGCGACGACAACGACUCGAUGGCGCGGGGCAGCGCUACCUGAGCCCGUUGCUUCCGUGGAGAGCUAGAAGAGACAGAAAUUCUGCAUUGGCAAGGCAUUCCAGAGGGUGUAGCACGAAGACUGGCCCACGGGCCGGCGUAGUAGCCUGAGCGGACAGGCGUUGUUCUCUAUGGUCACCCUUAGGGGGUGUCGCCUAGGGAGUCGAGUGCUGAGAAGAGAAACGCGAGCAGGACCGAAAAGAGGAGCCUACCGGUUGACGAUCAACCCGUUUGUCGAAUCGUCGCGCUUUUCGUCGUCCGUGGUCUGUGCUAACCGACUGAAGCAAGGACACGUGUGUAUUUGAAAUGAUUUCGAGUCGGAUUCUAACCUCUAGUCCGCCUACCGGAUAGCCAGAGGGCUUCGAGGCUGGUGUUCAGCGAGAUAGAUCUACCGACUGGCCUCGUGUAUCGUCGGUGAACGUAGCGGAGAGUUUAGGGUGUGCCAAAUACGAGCCUGCCAACGCCGACCAACCGGGGACACCAUCUUGCAGCCACUAUAGACUUGAUCGUUCCGACGAAGAACAACGUCGUUGACGAUUGAUCGUCGAACGAAACGUGUUUUGUCCGCGUGUGGUAAUGGGUCAAGCAUGAGUUAGUCGUAAUCUUGAACGCCAGACUUCCGCUCGGCCAAUAGAAUAAAUCGGAGAAACUGAGCCCAGACGCGCGUCCAAGCGUUCCAAGCUUUCGCGAUCACUUCGCGUACUUUCCAUCGUCGAACUAAAGGUAGCGCACAAUAUUUGGGCCUUAUAAAAUUAUAAAAUUUUUGCCGUGGUCCUUGCCGUCUUUAAUCGGGGGGAGGGGCAGUACCAGUGAAAUCCGUAAUCGUGAACGAUAAUGCCCCUGUUCCAUGAAUGGCGGACCACGCGAGAAACGAUAUAAAUAGAGUAAUUAUCGUAAGGAAUUGAAUAUCCCCAACAUGAAGGACGAAAAUCGUUAUACAUAGAGCUCCGUACUAAAAAUAUAUAUAUAUAUAACUUAUUAUUAUACACGCAAAUAUAUAUAUGUAUAUUAUAUAUGUAUAUAUAUAUAUGAUGUAUAUUCGAUACGGAUCACGCGUGAAAUAUUGACGAGUCAUUUAUUCAGACGAUCUUUAUUAUUAUAUUAUAUUAAAAAGAAAAGUAUCGUUCUAUCGUGGGUGAUCAUAUCUCGCUAACAAUAUAGGUAAACGCGCGAUAAUAACGGGUGGCCGUAACACGGACACGCGGCAUUGUAGCUCUGUGAAAGGAAAAAAAUGAUUAAACGUAAUUAGUGUACGCUUUGGAAGUCGUAACGUUUAAGGAUCGUUAUUUUAGGAUAACGCGGUUAAAUUAUUCUCGUGUGAGGAUUUCGGGAGAAUGAGAAAAGAGAUAUAUGUAUAGGCAGGAUUAAGAAUAGGGAAGUACCAAACGGUUGGUUCAGUUUCUCUGAUUGAAAACGCUGACUGGUUUAUGCUUGAUCCAAAUUUGUAAUCGAAUCAUCGAACGUGCAACCUGUGCCUCCGAGGACAACGAGACCUUUCACUGGCCCUCGGACUCUUCUUGCUUUCGAUGAAAAAACGGACGUAUUUAUCGUUUCAAUUUCGUUGGAACAUUAUUAAAGUUAACAUUAAUUUAAUGACGUCAGAGUCGCGAGACAAGGCGAUGAGAUAAGUGGAAAAUUAUUUCAUUUAUUCAACGAAUAAUUUCGUUCAGUUGAUGUCAGUGAAACGAAUUGUUAAAUAAUCGCUAGCAUGUCCGAACUUUCAUCGGAGCAAUUAAGUCUCCUGUUCAAUUAUUAGUUGUACACCGGACGAUGAACGUGCCGGCUCGCUCGAACGAUUCUUUAUCUCGCUCAACCCAAUGCGACCACUACGACUACAUUCCUCCUUGAUUAACAAUAAGUAGGCACUAAAAAUGAGAGAAACAUAUAAAUAUAUAUAUAUAUAUAUAUAUAUAUAUAAACAAAUGAAACGGUGAAGCACACACGAGUGAAUAUACUUCUGAAAAAAAGAAAACUGAAACGUGGAAAAAGGGACAUAUAUAAUGUGCAUUCGUAAUCGUUUGUUCAAUGUGCAAUAAUUAAACGGUAACGGCUUAAUUUGUAAAGAAAACUCCUAUUAGUCGCGUGGAUACCAGUGCUGCUUCACAUCCGAUGGUGAAUUUCAUUUAACUUGAAGCAACAAUGUUUCUCUUGAGUCUCGUGGCUGUUUUCUUUGUCAAUUAAUUUUCGUCACACUUUACUUCAAUUCUGGAAAUAAUUUCAACUUUAACUUUGACUUAAUUUUGAGAAUUAAUCUCUGUCCUCGAUGUUACUUUUCAUUUUAAUUGAACUUAUCCCAAGUUUAGCCCCUUCGUAGUAGCAACCAGCCACGCGACCCAAGUGUUCAGACAUGGGUGCGAAGUGGCGAUGAUUCUAUACACACGAAUUGUAACUUUUCAUCAUAUUGAGAAUGGAAUUUCACUCCAAGAAUCUUCCCAAAGACAAAACUUUCGAUCAGAAUCUAUAUUCUUCGUGAUGCGAGGCGUCGACAAUGGAUAAAAAAAAAAAAAAA
Molecule: messenger RNA, 9274 nt
Organism: Osmia lignaria (orchard mason bee)
Lineage: Eukaryota; Metazoa; Arthropoda; Insecta; Hymenoptera; Megachilidae
Product: protein kinase C-binding protein NELL1
Molecular function (GO): heparin binding; calcium ion binding; protein binding
Source: RefSeq, a predicted model, not a curated record